AUGCAACUCUCCAAGUUUACCGCUCUUGCUCUGGCCAUCUCCCUGGGCCAAGCAAACGCUGCUCUUAGCAACAGUACAGAAUGCGCCGAUGUCCACUUCAUGCUGGCUCGCGGGACAACAGAAUCCUACCCAGGAACAACUUAUUCCCUGGCCGAGCUGGUUUCCGAAAGCUUGACCGUCACUAAUAACUACGAAAGCAUCAUCUAUCCUGCUGUCAGCGAGACGGCGUCUAAUAGCUACUUCAUCGGCAGAGCCGCGGUUGGCACCCAGGUCAACCGCUAUGCUGCCGCCUGCCCAGACUCCCGAAUUGUGCUCCUCUCUUACUCCCAGGGCGCCAUGAUCGUGGGCGAUGCUCUUGCUGGAGGAGGUGGCAACUCGGUUCUCGGCAAUGCCACAGAGCCAUUGAUAUCGGAAGAGGUUUCGAAGCACAUCGCGGUGAACGUCUUCUACGGCAACCCACGCCAUGUUCCCUACGAGCCGUACGACUUUGGACAUAAUGCUACGGCUGUUACUGGAAAAUAUCCCCGCCUACAAUCCCAGAUCGACGAUCUGAACGAGAGAUACACCGAUGUCAUUGGUGAUUGGUGCAAUAAUGGUGAUAGUGUCUGCUCCCCAUCGGAGGGAGCUGAUGCUCUUGCUCUUCAUACGGCCUAUGCAACGGACUAUGAUACUAUUGCUGCGGCGUGGGUGCUUGCCAAGCUGCGUGAUGAAUAG
Aspergillus sclerotioniger CBS 115572 is the source of this 714-nucleotide messenger RNA. RefSeq names its product putative acetyl xylan esterase (Axe1). The coding region runs from base 1 to 714 and encodes 237 amino acids. Lineage: Eukaryota; Fungi; Ascomycota; Eurotiomycetes; Eurotiales; Aspergillaceae. The transcript has 3 exons. The record is from RefSeq and is a predicted model, not a curated record. Gene Ontology annotation, molecular function: hydrolase activity.